Molecule: messenger RNA, 2221 nt
Organism: Corticium candelabrum
Lineage: Eukaryota; Metazoa; Porifera; Homoscleromorpha; Homosclerophorida; Plakinidae
Product: centromere protein I-like
Exons: 24
Coding region: 94-2088 (664 amino acids)
Biological process (GO): mitotic sister chromatid segregation; CENP-A containing chromatin assembly
Cellular component (GO): inner kinetochore; kinetochore
Source: RefSeq, a predicted model, not a curated record
CCCGUAUGUUAACACAAUUAUUGAUUCUUAGUCGUAUACUUUGUUCGAGAGAAGCAAGACGCAGGGAAGGCGGAAAUUCGGUCACAGUUCGUUAUGGCGGGAAUUGUGAUGGAAGACGACGUAGAUAUGGACGUUUCCGAAGCUUUAAACUAUUUUGACGAAGGUCACGUGACAGCGCUGCAGACCAAGUUGGCUCUGAAUGCGCUAGAGCGACAUGCCAAGGAGGAGGGAUUAGAGGCGGGACAAAUAACUUCUCUACUAAAGGCAGUAGGAUCUGGCAAAAUAGCAACUCAGGCAUCAGUAAAGCUAAUACGAUGCCUCAUUCCUCGAGAACAUGUCGAACAAGAAGCCGUUCUAAAAGUCAUUUCAUCUCUCAGUGUUCCAACUAUACCAACAAGUGUCAAGAUUAUGCUUUUGAAAUGGACUAUAUUAGUGUUCGAAUUGCUUGAUGGUGAAGACUUGGUCGGCUCGUUGUAUGACGUGCUUUUUUACUUCUUGGACUCAGACAGUCUGAGACCGUUUGUUUGCCAGCUUCUUUGCUUUCUAACGAAACGAGAACACGUGAUGGACUUUCGGGUGCAUAAGCUACUCGAGAUGUUGAAGAAAGUCCAUGUCAACGAUCAACCCAUCUGCUCAUUGCUAUGGGCAUACAAGGUCUUUCGACCGGAUCUCUUGACUAGAUCGAGGCCAAAGUCAUUGUUUGGAUCGAUGGAGAAUGCCCUCAAACGUGACAUCAAACGUGUACAGGCUAAACGAAAGACGGUAGGAUUGCAGCGUCGCUUUGGUACGAAUUUACGGGCAUCUUGGACGCCUCCUUCCAAGCGACGUAGAGUGACCGGACGGGCUGUUCUCGCGACUUCUCGUUCGUUAACGCUAGGAGACGGUCGAGCAAUCAGUCUAUCACAGUUGGCCGAGAAUCUGGAGAACUUCGAGCUGCCUAGUCAAGUGUCAUCCUCAUUGGAUUCACCAAUGGCACGUCAUUUACUGACAGUAGCAGGAGACGGGGAGGCGUUCUUAAGGUUGACCUUCUGGUUGGAGCACUGUCUGAGCGAAGUGUUCUUCUCCAACUCGUCUGUCUCUAGUCCUGACGCAGAGCACAUUCUAGAUUGUCUGGUGUCGCUGACAGAGUUCCUGCAGGAUACAGUCGACGCUGUUCAACACUUCUUUCUCUGCGGUUACCUUCCGUUAUGGGAUGGAGUCAGUUAUCGCCAACAGAUUCUUCAACUCAUGACUUACCUUAGACCGGAACCGUUUGAUGAGUUUAGAGAAACGUACAUCUUGCCACUUCACCGCCUGUUCUGCUCGUUGGACGUGUCUUUCAAAGCUGAUGUCCUAUUCUGCUGGCAGCGUGUAUUGCACAACCUCCUCGCUCCCAACUGGAAGCGACGAGAUGGAGUGUUUGGCUGUCUCCUGGUCGAAGACGAUGACGUAGACCGAGUAGACUUCAUUCGUCGCUUUGUUGAGUAUGUCGACGGUGUUUGUAUAUCAGCGCUGCAGGUCGAACGGAAUCAUCCUCACAUUCAAAGUGCCGCGUUGUCGUUCAUUGAUGCGGUGAGUGACAUCUAUGGCAAGUACGAGAUUCCUCUGAUAAUUCUACCAUCUCCUGCAGUCGUGUGUCGAACCGUGUUUGCACUCAAUGUGUCGGCAACAACCGGGAUGUGUAGGAUAUUAGUAGACAAAUACAGACCGGCCUUCGAAAAGGUUGAUAAAAUGAAUAUCGAAUAUGUGGAGAUUACUAAACAGCUCAACUCCUAUAUCGUCGACUUGUGCUACGCCCUGUGGAGGAAAUCUGCUUUUUAUAUCGAGGAGGAGUUUACAUUCAAAACCCUCCUCUACGACAUACCACAGCAGGCUCUUUCUGCUCUGCAAAUUCCAAGGGUUCAGGAUGCUUUGUUGGUGCAUACUGGCAUUACUUUUCUAGGACUGAUUUGGGACUAUCUGCAGACUCAGCAGAGUGAUUCGCAAAGUAUGAUGCAUCCAAGGAGGAUACCUAAGACUCACAGGGUCGCUUAUCUCAACUUUUUGAGGGAACACAACAUGGAAGCUAUCGAUGACUUUCUGUCGACGUUCACGACAUUGAGAAGCUAACAGGCGUUUGGUAGUUUAAUUAACAAAUAUUUUCAGUGCUAGUGUUUACUUGUGUUAAUAAUUAAUUAAUUAAUUAUAUAUAGUACACGUACACUGUGGUCGUCAUCACUGUUCAGUAUAGUAAAAUAGUAAG